Macrobrachium nipponense is the source of this 2054-nucleotide messenger RNA. RefSeq lists its product as uncharacterized. The coding region runs from base 9 to 2054 and encodes 681 amino acids. The transcript is spliced from 8 exons. The record is from RefSeq and is a predicted model, not a curated record. Gene Ontology annotation, molecular function: neurotransmitter receptor activity; extracellular ligand-gated monoatomic ion channel activity; transmembrane signaling receptor activity. Gene Ontology annotation, biological process: monoatomic ion transmembrane transport; regulation of membrane potential; chemical synaptic transmission. Lineage: Eukaryota; Metazoa; Arthropoda; Malacostraca; Decapoda; Palaemonidae. Gene Ontology annotation, cellular component: synapse; plasma membrane; neuron projection.
CGUCGGGUAUGAUGUUCGAGGUCUGGUGGGACUACGAUUCAGUGUGCCAAGUCAAUGUUCCCAAUGGCCUUCAUCAGUGGUGGCGAUUUUGUUUCCUGUUGGACAUGGAAGAGAAGACAUACGCUCUUUAUUGGAACAACCAGACCUACAGCGGUCCAAUCACAGUCCCUGACAGGAUACGUAGUGGUGGAGUAUUCAUUUUAGGACAAGACCAGGAUGAUUUGAAUGGCGGCUUUGCUGCAUCGCAAAGUUUCAAUGGAAUCAUUGCCGAUUUCCAGGUCUUUGACCGUUUGCUUUCACAAGAUGAUGCCCUGGACUUUGUUGCGUGUAAGACAAGGAAUUCCCAUCUGAAGCCAAUUAUAGAUUUUACAGAUGUUGCAAAUCAGUGGACCCUUGAAGGUUCUGUAGAGGUUGGUCAGAUCUCAUUGGAGGAUAUCUGCAAAACUGAAGGUGAUGUUUUGAUCAUGUUUCCAGAGCCGAGACUAUUCUCAGAAUCUGCUGCCCUUUGUCACAAUCUUGAUGGUAGCAUUGUUGCCCCAGCCUCCCCAGAGGAGAACAGAGGAGUAUUGCCCUAUGUCACGCCACAUAUAACCCAGUGUAAGGAUGGUAAUGGAAAUAUUGUCCACCUAGGGGUAAUAGGCGAGAAAGAAACGGGAACAUACUAUUACUAUGACAGUGGUAAGCCCCUGAAGUACCACAAUCUCUCUUCCCUCACCGUUCUUGAUGAUAUCCAGUGUAUGGGUUAUCUGAUGACUGUUGGCAGUGAAGGGAAAUGGUACCAGAACCGAUGUAAAGAUUACGAGCUUUGUACACUUUGUUCCUUCUCUGGCAUAACUCAUCUCAAGGCAGGGCAGUUCACUUGUGAUGAUGGUUCGUGUGUGAAAAUAAGUCAGCGAUGUGAUUUCUUAUUCGACUGUCCUGACCAAAGUGAUGAAACCAACUGUAGUCUCAUCAAGAUACCUGACUCCUACGUUCCUGAACUCCCACCACAGCAGGCCAAUAACACAGCAGUCAUCAUUGAAGUACAGAUAAAUAUCACCUCCAUCAGGGCUUUUUCGCUGCUAGAUCUCAUGUUUGCCUUCGACAUGAUAGCCUCAUAUACUUGGAGGGAUUCCAGGCUGACAUUUUCAAAUCUAAAGGAUAAUAUGGAAAUGAACUUGGUGGGUGGCAAUAGUGUAGUUUGGCGUCCGAAAGUAUUCCAUGAAGAAGGAUCCGGAAGCAAGGUGAACAUUGAGGAAAGGGUGUCUCAGGUCUAUGUGAAACGAAAUUCAGGACCUCUUCCUGACCACUUAUCCCGCUUAAAAGAAGAUGAACUGUACAAAGGAAGUGAAAAUAACAUUGUUGAUCAGAGGACACUAACGGUAACAUCUAACUGUUUAUUUGACCUUUCAAUGUACCCAUUUGAUGUUCAAACUUGCCAACUUAUCAUUCGAUCAACUCAUGGAAUCAAAAGUGUAAAGCUGAAUACUACUGGAGUGAACUUUGUGGGCAAGCGUCGUCUCUUAGAGUACAACGUAAAUGAGCUGAAAUCUGAAAACUCAGAAUCGCAAGGAGCAAGUGAAAUCAGAAUCUACAUUAGAUUUGUCAAUCUGUACAACUACUACAUUUCUGGCACCUAUGUAGUACCUACAACGUUACUCAUGACAAUCACAUAUCUUACUUUCUUCUUUCCUCUGGAUGACUUUACAAACCGUAUCAUGGUGUCACUAACAGCACUCUUAGUGCUUGCUGCACUUUUCCUUCAGACAAAUCAGGCGAUGCCAAGAACAGCGUACCUUAAGCUUGUGGACGUAUGGUUUGUUUUCUGCAUUGCUAUGGAUUUCAUAAUUGUUGUGAUUCUGGUGGUGAUAAAUUAUCUACGUGAGAAUUGCUACCACACCGUGACACCAAAAGAUCUCACUGUGAAGAGUGACACUUCCCUCCCAAAAUCCUUCAGAAAACAUCCUCAGUUACCAUGGUUACUCAACACCUCUUCCAGAAUCAUUGUACCUUUAGGAUUCAUUUUCUUUACCAUAGGAUAUCUUAUCUAUACAGUUAAUAAUUGGGAGGGAUAA